This is a messenger RNA of Gavialis gangeticus (Gharial), 3614 nucleotides long. It is a transcript of the gene KLHL8, whose product is annotated as kelch like family member 8. The transcript is spliced from 10 exons. Lineage: Eukaryota; Metazoa; Chordata; Crocodylia; Gavialidae. The record is from RefSeq and is a predicted model, not a curated record. The coding region runs from base 164 to 2017 and encodes 617 amino acids. Gene Ontology annotation, molecular function: protein binding.
CCGGAAGAGGCUGCGCCGCGCGCUGUUGCGGACUCGGCAGCGGCAGGAGAUAUGAAAAUGAUAACUCUACUUGACUCUGGACCUGAUUUUUGAUAGGCUCCAUUUCUCUUCUUGUCUUUAUGGGAAGUGUUCACAAGAUUUGUGUUGUGAAAGAAACUGUCAGAUGGCUUCAGAAUCUAUGCUCCCAGAACAGGCAAAAACUCAUCUGAUAAAGGGGAAAAGGCAGCAGCAGCAACAGCAAGAGAGAUCUUCAAACAGUGAUAGUGAAGAUGAAAUCUUUAUCUUUGAAGCCAAUGAAGCAUGGAAGGACUUUCACAACUCUCUCCUUCACUUCUAUGAAGCUGGGGAGCUCUGUGACAUUACGUUGAAGGUUGGUUCAAAGCUAAUCUCCUGCCAUAAACUGGUGCUGGCUUGUGUUAUCCCUUAUUUCAGAGCCAUGUUCCUUUCUGAAAUGGCUGAAGCCAAACAGACACUGAUUGAGAUUAGGGACUUUGAUGGUGAUGCCAUAGAAGAUUUAGUGAAGUUUGUCUACUCUUCCCGACUUACUCUGACUGUUGAUAAUGUCCAGCCUCUCUUAUAUGCAGCCUGCAUUCUUCAGGUGGAGCUUGUAGCAAAAGCUUGCUGUGAAUAUAUGAAGCUACAUUUUCAUCCCUCCAACUGCCUGGCAGUGAGGACCUUUGCAGAAAGUCACAAUCGUAUUGACUUGAUGGACAUGGCUGACCGGUAUGCAUGUGAACACUUUACUGAAGUGGUGGAAUGUGAGGACUUUGUCAAUGUGUCACCUCAGCACUUGCAUAAACUUUUGUCUUCCAAUGAUCUGAACAUUGAAAACGAAAAGCAGGUUUAUAGUGCUGCUAUCAAGUGGUUUCUUGCCAAUCCCCAGCAUCGUACUUUAUGGUUGGAUGAAAUACUUGCUCAGGUACGUCUGCCUUUGUUGCCCAUUUGUUUCCUUAUGGGUGUUGUGGCAAAAGAAGAGAUUGUUAAACAGAAUCUAAAAUGCAGGGAUUUACUGGAUGAAGCGAAAAACUACCACCUUCACCUGAGCAGCAGGGCAGUGCCAGACUUCGAGUAUUCCAUCCGCACAACACCGAGGAAGCAAACUGCAGGUGUGUUGUUCUGUGUUGGUGGUCGAGGUGGAUCAGGUGACCCAUUUCGCAGCAUUGAAUGCUACUCCAUAAACAAAAACAACUGGUUCUUUGGUCCUGAAAUGAAUAGCAGGAGGAGGCACGUGGGUGUAAUCUCUGUGGGAGGUAAAGUAUAUGCAGUAGGUGGACAUGAUGGAAAUGAGCAUUUAGGCAGCAUGGAAGUGUUUGAUCCCCUCACUAAUAAGUGGAUGAUGAAAGCAUCAAUGAACACUAAAAGGAGAGGAAUUGCCCUAGCUUCCCUUGGUGGCCCCAUUUAUGCAAUAGGAGGGUUAGAUGACAACACUUGCUUCAGUGAUGUGGAGAGAUAUGACAUUGAAUCCGAUCGAUGGAGUGGAGUAGCAUCAAUGAACACACCCAGAGGAGGAGUUGGCUCCGUGGCUCUUGUGAGUUAUGUGUAUGCUGUUGGUGGCAAUGAUGGUGUAGCCUCUCUUUCCAGUGUUGAGAAAUAUGACCCCCAUCUGGAUAAAUGGAUAGAAGUGAAGGAGAUGGGCCAACGAAGAGCUGGUAAUGGGGUUAGUGAACUCCACGGUUGCUUGUAUGUUGUAGGUGGUUUUGAUGACAACUCUCCACUGAGCUCUGUUGAACGGUUCGAUCCUCGCAGUAACCAGUGGGAAUAUGUUGCAGAGCUUACAACCCCCAGGGGUGGAGUUGGUAUAGCAACACUGAUGGGUAAAAUUUUUGCAGUCGGUGGUCAUAAUGGCAAUGCAUACCUGAACACAGUGGAAGCUUUUGAUCCACUGAUGAACAGGUGGGAGCUUGUGGGAUCUGUCUCUCACUGCAGAGCUGGGGCAGGCGUCGCUGUGUGUUCUUGUCUUUGUAGCCAGAUCCGAGACGUGGGUCAAGGAUCCAACAAUGUGGUUGACUGCAUGUGAACAAGUCUCUUGGAUUUCUCCAGAAUUCAGGUGGAAAACUGAAAACUGCAGUAUGGAGGGACAUGACCUCAGCAGUGCUGCUUUGAGUUUUUUAAACCUACUGCUACAUUGUAAGGUAGACAAAAACCAUGAAAGCAUCUUGUAUGUGAUAAUGGAAGUUAUGAGACCAAGGCUUGGACAGCAUUCUGAAUCUUUUGAGUUAAAAUAGUCUGGGCAGAUAUGGAAUAAGUUCUAGCUUGUUCUUGAAAACACAUCCCUGGUUGUUUUCUAAAGCUUCCGAAAGCUUCUAAAGCUUGAGACCUUUGUUCUAGACUGAUAAUUAAACAGUAAAAGGGGAUAAAUUAUAGUGAAGCGAAUGUGCUUUGCAUUGUUGACCUUGACAGCACAUCCCACCUAAAUGUGUUUCUUAGGCUGGGAUAAAAAUGACACCCUUGUGUUAAUCAGAAUUCAGUCUUAAAGAAUUGCUAGUUCUGCAGCAUUUUACCAAUAUGAGAAAAGCUUUGGGUUGGUCUAAAGUAUAUGCAUCUCAUUUAUACAUAAAAAAGUAUACAGGUUAAAUGCCAGAACUUUAGGACUGUGGGUAUUCAACCCACAUUUAGUCCAUUUGUGGUAGCGCUGAGGUCCAGAGUACUGGCUGGUCUGUGUGGAGUUUAGAAUAUUCUUCCUCAUGUCUGAAGUGUCCCCUGUAGAAAAGUUAAGUGUUAUAACAGAAAGCAUCCCUGAGGCUUCCUGUGUAGUUUUCUUCUAUUUUUAGAAUAGGGUCUGUCUAGAUAUGUACAGCUUACAUGGUCCCUUGGAGCUUUACAUUUGAUGGAUUUUAUGGAAACAGGAAUACCAUUGUUGGAAGACGUUACCAUGUCUAAAUGUUAUCCAGCUGAAAUCUAUCUUCCAAUGUAACAAAGUGGCUAACAUUUUAAGUUUUUCAAUUCCAGCAACAACUUAGUGGUGAUGUGAGGCUGCUGGUUCUUUAUUAAAGAGCUCAGCUGUUAAAUAUUCAGACAACCAAGCAGCAAAUCUUCAAAUGAAAAAUCCUUGAUCAAAUUUUCCAGUGGUUUCUAAACCAAAGAAAAUAAGCAGAAAAAUGAUCUGGAGUCUAACAGUGUUGUUAUUGCCAAAGAUGUGUAUGGAUACUUGGUGAUUUGAUCUAUUUUUGAAUUGGAACAUAACUGUACUGCCAUGCCAGAAUAUCUAUUGCCACAUUGAAAGACGUGUCCUAAUCCUGAUUUAAGCUACUAAUGAGCUGUAGUUACUUAUGUACAUAGUGUAUAUUAUUUAAUUGCUACUUCUAACCUGAAUCUCUUCUAUGUAUUACUUCAACCUUUACUUAGCUGUAUGAUGUGGUUUUUGUUUUUGGUGGGGGGGGAGGGGUGCAGCUAGGAAGUUCACUGAAAUCUUCCACAGUUUGUAUAUGUUCACAAUUUUCUUAAUGGCAUAUAGCAUUACCACUGUUCAGCCCUCUCUGUUGUUGCACUAAUGUAAUUAAAGGUGUGGGUGUGAACAGAUUACAAUGAUUGGCGAGGAUAUUCUGGCUUCUGCUCCUAAUGUAUUGAACACACAAGUAAAACUACUUUUACAAUAAAAUACCCAAAGCGGUAGU